AUGUACCAAGUGAAGCAACCAUUCACUUUUUCUCAAGAAACAAAUCCAACCCAAACCGGAGAGAAAGUUGACGUGGCCUUGAAGAAAUACAUGGAGGAGCAGAGAUUGAUCACCAAGAACCUAUAUGAGAAGCUUGAUCACAUGUUUGGUGAUCUAAGCAGCAAGUUUGGGUCUCUCUCUACUCACGUUCAAAAGCUUGAGGUGCAAAUCGCUCAAACAGCCGAGGCGGCCAAGAAACAAAAUGAGGUAAACACUCAAAAAUUUUGUAGUGUUGUCUCAUCUAUAGAUGGCACAAUUGUUCCUACACUAUCUCAAGGGGAAGAAGAAGAAAAUGAGCCUAAGGAGAGGCACAAACCGGAGAGAUACAGUUGGGAAUCAAGAAGAGCUUACAAGAGAAGACUUGAAGGCAAGCCACUACAAAAACAAGAAGAUCCGGGGAAGUUUGUGAUAACUUCAAGUAUCAAUGGCAUUCAACUCCACGAUUGCCUAUGUGAUACUGGUGCUAAUGUUAAUCUAAUGUCUCUUGCACUUGCAAAAGAUUUGGGAUUCAAGGAAUUCAAGAGCCCCAAGAUAAGAGUCGAGUUCGCGGACCUAUCGUGCAUGGAACCGUAUGGAAUGCUUGAAGAUGUCAUGAUGGAAAUAGGGGGUCGAUCAGUCCCAACUGACUUUCAAGUCAUGAUUUGGGAAGGCUCAAAGAGGAAUCAACUGAUUCUUGGAACCCCAUUCCUUGCUACAGCUGGAGCGGUCCUAAACUACUUUGGGAAUCAUCUAUCUUUUGGCCACAUCCGGCAAGAUAUCUUUUUCCCAAGUGUAAAUUUCAGGUCAGUGCCAAGUGCGACCAAGCUACCACCAGAAGAAGCCACUCUCAUUACCAAGAAAGAAGCCAUAAGAAUCUUUACACCAAAAGAUUCGGAGCUUAAAGGUGACCAAUCCAUUGAAGAGAAGCUUGAGAGAACUAUGAAGCUUUUCCCCAAGGCAUUGGUUUUCAAAGAUGAUGUGAGAGAUGACUAUGGCGCGACAACAACCACCACAAGAAGCCACUGA
Microthlaspi erraticum is the source of this 1044-nucleotide messenger RNA. The record is from the annotation of a GenBank genome assembly. NCBI's taxonomy places the organism in Eukaryota, Viridiplantae, Streptophyta, Magnoliopsida, Brassicales, Brassicaceae.